GCGCUAGUAGGUGUCUCAUAAAAUUAGACAGGUUUGUUUGGUGAGGUUAUGUCAAUCAUUUUAAGUGCAACAUAUUUUUGCAAGUUAAACAAUUUUAAAAGCACAAAAAAGUGAUUUUGUACCUAAAGAAUGGCUCCAACCUGUACUCCCGAUAAGAAAAAUGACUAUGAAAAUGAACGAUUAGGUUCGAAUGAAUUGUAUUUCACCACAACAGACUUUAACGGUCUUAGUGCUAACAACAGCGCAACGGAAUUAAAUAAUGAAUCUUUACAAAUGAGUAAAUUACAUGAACAAUUUCCAGAAUUAGGAGAACAUUUUAAUUUAAUUAAAAAAGUUGGUCACGGAACCUUUAGCACUGUUUAUUUAGCUACUGUAAAAACGAAUAAAGACAAACAAUAUGCAAUAAAACAUGUUGUUCCAACUUGUCACCCCGAUCGAAUACGUUUUGAAUUACAAUGCUUAAAAGAUAUUGGGGGCGCUGAGAAUAUAGUUGGGGUUGAUUUGUGUUUUCGUAAUUUAAAUAAUGUUAUUUUUGUGAUGCCUUUUCAACAACACGAUUUUUUUGGGGAUUACGUAACUGAAAUGGACACUGAAGAAAUUGCAUUAUACAUGAAAAACUUAUUAAAAGCAAUCGCUAGAGUUCACAGUUUUAACAUUGUUCAUAGAGAUAUUAAACCAAGCAAUUUUUUAUAUGAUCGAAAAAACAGAAAAUAUCUUUUAGUUGACUUUGGUUUAGCACAUACAGUAACUGACCCAAUAAAACCAAUAGAAACGAUUAAAAAACGAAAACGCGAAGAUUCCCCACCUACGUCAAAUGUGUCAAAAAAGCCAAACUUAUCUAAAUUACCUAAGAAAGGUAGUAGCCAAAAAGAAAACGAUGUAAAUUUAAAAUUAAAAACUGUUACAAGACAAUUAUCUUUUAUGAAUAGUUCAAAUUCAGUUCAGUAUGUUUCAAAUGGAGCUGCUGCUGGUUCUAGUGUAUUUUCUAAGUCUCCCCCGAUGAAAUCAAGCUUAGAAACUAACCAGCUAAAUCAAUGCGGUUGUUAUGGAAAAGCAAGAACUUGCGCUAAAUGUUUAGCUAAGAAAAAUUUGAGAGCUUUAAGAGCUGGAACGCCCGGUUUUCGCCCACCAGAGGUUUUAUUAAAAUCUUUACAACAAGAUACAGGUAAAAGUAUUGAUAUUUGGGCAACUGGAAUUAUUUUAUUAUCCAUUUUAAGCGGAUCUUGUAAUUUUUUUGCAAGUCCCGAUGAUGUAACAGCUCUCUCUGAAAUAAUAACCGUUUUCGGAUUUAAUGCUAUAAAAAAAGUUGCUUCUCAAUGUGGCCGGCAUUUAAUUUGUAGUGAAAAAUGUCCACCUUUAGAUUUAAGAAAGAUUUGUCGUAUAUUAAAAAUGAGAGAUAAAUUGAUGAACUAUUUAGAAACCGAAGAAAUGUGUUUGAAGUGUAACCAAUUAGAGGUGUUUUGUAUUUGCAUAGGAACCACUUUGUGUAAGAAAAUUUGUGAUAAAUAUCCAGAUCAAGCAUACGAUCUCUUGUAUAAAUUGUUAGAUGUUAAUCCUAAUACUAGAAUAUCUGCAGUGGAGGCAUUGAAUCAUCCAUUUUUUAGUAAAGUUUAAUGUAUUAGACAGUUCUUAUUUGAAAUAAGAAAGUGAAAUUAUAGGACAUACAUAGUAAGUGUGUGAUUUGUAAUUAAAGUAGUGAAUGUGUAAAUUACAAUAAAUCACUUUCAAAAAAUUUUA
This is a messenger RNA of Onthophagus taurus, 1737 nucleotides long. Its product is annotated as cell division cycle 7-related protein kinase-like. Lineage: Eukaryota; Metazoa; Arthropoda; Insecta; Coleoptera; Scarabaeidae. Gene Ontology annotation, biological process: mitotic DNA damage checkpoint signaling; protein phosphorylation. Gene Ontology annotation, molecular function: protein serine/threonine kinase activity; ATP binding. The record is from RefSeq and is a predicted model, not a curated record. Gene Ontology annotation, cellular component: nucleus.